CGCGGCCCUCGAGCGGCCUCGCGCCGCAGAGCCGCUGCCCAGCGCCCGGCAGCCCGGCUCGUCGGCGCGCCUCGCCGCUUAUCUGCGCCGCCUGGACAGCGAGCGCUGGAAGGCAGGCUGCCCCGGCCCGCCGCGCGCACGGGCAGACCCCGGGCCGCCGGACUAUUUCUGGCUUAUCAGUGCAGGAAUGCGGCAGCCGCGGCGGCGGCGGCGGCGGCGGCGGCGGGCGGGCGGCAGCGGCGUGGGCCGUGGGCCGUCAGGGCAGCCCUGAAGGGGCCCCCUCCCCACUCCGCUCGAGUAGAAGUGUGAGAGAGCCCAGCAGGACUCAGAGGGGAGAGUUGGAGGAAAAAAAAGGCAGAAAAGGGAAAGAAAGAGGAAGAGAGAGAGAGAGUGAGAGGAGCCGCUGAGCCCACCCCGAUGGCCGCGGACGAAGUUGCCGGAGGGGCGCGCAAAGCCACGAAAAGCAAACUUUUUGAGUUUCUGGUCCAUGGGGUGCGCCCCGGGAUGCCGUCUGGAGCCCGGAUGCCCCACCAGGGGGCGCCCAUGGGCCCCCCGGGCUCCCCGUACAUGGGCAGCCCCGCCGUGAGACCCGGCCUGGCCCCCGCGGGCAUGGAGCCCGCCCGCAAGCGAGCAGCGCCCCCGCCCGGGCAAAGCCAGGCACAGAGCCAGGGCCAGCCGGUGCCCACCGCCCCCGCGCGGAGCCGCAGUGCCAAGAGGAGGAAGAUGGCUGACAAAAUCCUCCCUCAAAGGAUUCGGGAGCUGGUCCCCGAGUCCCAGGCUUACAUGGACCUCCUAGCAUUUGAGAGGAAACUGGAUCAAACCAUCAUGCGGAAGCGGGUGGACAUCCAGGAGGCUCUGAAGAGGCCCAUGAAGCAAAAGCGGAAGCUGCGUCUUUAUAUCUCCAAUACUUUUAACCCUGCGAAGCCUGAUGCGGAGGAUUCUGAUGGCAGCAUUGCCUCCUGGGAGCUGCGGGUAGAGGGGAAGCUCCUGGAUGAUCCCAGCAAGCAGAAGCGGAAGUUCUCCUCCUUCUUCAAGAGUUUGGUCAUUGAGCUGGACAAAGAUCUUUAUGGCCCUGACAACCACCUUGUAGAGUGGCAUCGGACGCCCACAACCCAGGAGACGGAUGGCUUCCAGGUGAAGAGGCCCGGGGACCUGAGUGUGCGCUGCACCCUGCUCCUCAUGCUGGACUACCAGCCUCCCCAAUUCAAACUGGACCCCCGCCUGGCCCGGCUGCUGGGGUUGCACACACAGAGCCGUUCAGCCAUCGUCCAGGCCCUGUGGCAGUACGUGAAGACCAACAGGCUGCAGGACUCCCACGACAAGGAAUACAUCAAUGGGGACAAGUAUUUCCAGCAGAUUUUUGAUUGUCCCCGGCUGAAGUUUUCUGAGAUUCCCCAGCGCCUCACAGCCCUGCUGCUGCCCCCUGACCCAAUUGUCAUCAACCACGUCAUCAGCGUGGACCCGUCAGACCAGAAGAAGACAGCGUGCUAUGACAUUGACGUGGAGGUGGAGGAGCCACUGAAGGGGCAGAUGAGCAGCUUCCUCCUGUCCACCGCCAACCAGCAGGAGAUCAGUGCUCUGGACAGUAAGAUCCAUGAGACGAUUGAGUCCAUAAACCAGCUCAAGAUCCAGAGGGACUUCAUGCUAAGCUUCUCCAGAGACCCCAAAGGCUACGUCCAAGACCUGCUCCGCUCCCAGAGCCGGGACCUCAAGGUGAUGACAGAUGUAGCCGGCAACCCCGAGGAGGAGCGCCGGGCUGAGUUCUACCACCAGCCCUGGUCCCAGGAAGCUGUCAGCCGCUACUUCUACUGCAAGAUCCAGCAGCGCAGGCAGGAGCUGGAGCAGUCGCUGGUCGUGCGCAACACCUAGGAGCCCCGUGCACAUGCAGCACUAUGGACCUGCUGGCUGCGCCGUUCCCCCAGCGUUCUGCCCUGAGCUCUGGCAUCACUCUCUGCCACCUUGGGGUUGGGGUGCUGGAUUAAAGGUCAUUCAUCUGACA
This is a messenger RNA of Lemur catta (Ring-tailed lemur), 1999 nucleotides long. RefSeq names its product SWI/SNF related, matrix associated, actin dependent regulator of chromatin, subfamily d, member 3 (gene SMARCD3). Gene Ontology annotation, biological process: regulation of transcription by RNA polymerase II. Gene Ontology annotation, cellular component: nucleus; SWI/SNF complex. Lineage: Eukaryota; Metazoa; Chordata; Mammalia; Primates; Lemuridae. Bases 418 to 1869 code for a protein of 483 amino acids. The transcript is spliced from 13 exons. The record is from RefSeq and is a predicted model, not a curated record.